Molecule: messenger RNA, 1542 nt
Organism: Guyanagaster necrorhizus
Lineage: Eukaryota; Fungi; Basidiomycota; Agaricomycetes; Agaricales; Physalacriaceae
Product: carbohydrate-binding module family 13 protein
Exons: 11
Coding region: 262-1431 (389 amino acids)
Source: RefSeq, a predicted model, not a curated record
UUUGUCGAGUACGUCUCUGGCGUGGUGGCUCGAUCAGGCUCAUGUCUGAUAUUUUCCAAUACAUUUAUUAUUUACGGCUACUGGGUAUGAGACCCAGACUGUCGAUGGGGUCGAUGUCGAUGUCGGUUUGGUCCUUGCUGUCUUACGGUCUUUUCACGCCGAACGAUGCUCCUGGGCGACGUAUAAAACUAAAACACACAUGAAUACCAUCACCAUUAGUUUGUUCCCACUCGUGUCUUCUCUUUUCACCCAUCCAGAACUAUGAAGGUUGUACGAAAACUACCCGGUGUCGUCUUUGCGGCGGCUCUUGCCUCUGCGCAGAUCCCUUCAUACCGCGGGGAGUUGCUUAUUGAACCCCUCCUGAACAAUGGCAUGUGUCUGACCGCGGCAAACGAUACCGAUGGUACUAUCGUCACUCUCGAGACUUGUACCGGAGCGACGUCUCAACAGUGGACUUUUACUGGCGGCACUGUCCAAGUCUACGGCACCAAAUGUUUGGACGUCACUGGUGGAAGCGACGCUAACGGCGUCAAGUUGCAAAUCUGGACUUGCUCCACUAACUCGAACCCCAAUCAGCAGUUCUACUAUACCUACGAUUUCCACCUUGCCUGGACUGGCCACAGCACGUGUGUCGAUCUCACUGAUGGAAAUCAAUCAGCGGGGAACCAGAUCCAACUUUGGUCUUGUGGGAGCAACGAAAAUCAGGUUUGGAACACAGGUUACCAUGUCUCUUCUCUUCCUACUGUCUCGGAGGAUGGCCAAAGCGGAACCAAUAACUGUGGAACCGAGAGCAGCAACUCGUCUAACUGUCAGACUGCUUGGAUUAAUUCUGCGGAAGACUUCUGUCUUUGGGCUCCUCCGUCGGUCGCUACCAUUGGAGACAGUGAACGAAUUGAAGUGGCUUGGUGCACCAAGUCUGGACGUGGUACGCGCCUCAUCCCUGACGGAACUCUGCAAGGUGUUCACUUUGUGCAAACUCCUGAUUAUGUCCAAGUAACCGGUGUCGGGGAUUUCACGAAGAUCAAUAUUGCCGCGGGUGACGCAGGAGGAGAACUGGAUCCUCACGGUGCUGAUGGAAAUGGAAACCCAAUUGGUGCCCUGGUCUAUGGUAAUGGAUUCGGAAGUGGUCUGCAGUACCAUGAGUGGACGUCUUUCAUUUCAUCCAGCGAGUUCUGCUUCCGUGCCUGUGUCCACUCGGAGGCUGCGACCUUAUGUCAGCACAUCUAUGACGUCAUGGGCUGCUACUGGAACAUGCCUGCCAACUAUGAUUCUGGUGUCUUCGAGAACUGUGCCGGAGACAAUGACCUUCCUAUGGGAGUCUAUGGAACAUCAACUUGGUACCAAGGUGUCGAGCCCACUCCUAGCCCACACCCAGCAGCGAGCUCAUCGAACUGCGCUGCACUUCCGACAGUUUCGGUUAGCCCUGCGUAAGGAGAUCUUGGAUGCCUGCUGUCCAAAAUAUUUUCCGCCAUCUGGCCGCUGUAGUGAAAAAAAUGUAUUUUGAAUAAUAAUACCAAUUUGCUUCCGAGAAUUCGUUUUCCG